This is a messenger RNA of Cantharellus anzutake, 1226 nucleotides long. RefSeq names its product kinase-like domain-containing protein. The coding region runs from base 85 to 1083 and encodes 332 amino acids. The transcript is spliced from 8 exons. NCBI's taxonomy places the organism in Eukaryota, Fungi, Basidiomycota, Agaricomycetes, Cantharellales, Hydnaceae. Gene Ontology annotation, biological process: protein phosphorylation. The record is from RefSeq and is a predicted model, not a curated record. Gene Ontology annotation, molecular function: protein kinase activity; ATP binding.
GUGGCUUUGGAUCCUCGUACGCCAUGACAGAUGCCACCCCUGUCCGCCUUAUAGUGGAGGGCGCGUGCUCUGUACCUUUAAGGUAUGUCGCCCCAGAAGUCCUGGCCGGACGUGGAGUCCCAUGCGACCAAAAGGGUGACAUUUGGUCUCUUGGAUGCACAUCCUCACAGGUAUUCCACGCCUCUUGUGUACCAAUUGGGAUCUCACCGUUUUCAGAUGCUCCUCGGCAGACGUCCCUACGAGAGUAUCCGCAACGACUUCCACGUUCCAUUCGCGGUCGCGAGACAGGUGGCUCCCUAUACGUGGGACUAUUCGGACCCUUACCAUCAAGCACUUCAGAGCUGCCUCACACGUGAUCCUUCACAGCGUGCCGCCGCCAGUGACGUUGUCGAAAGAGUAGGAUUGGUCGUUGCCCUUUCAGAAAUCCGGCGCCAGCUUCUCGAAGUGGAAGAACGCAAUCUCACGGGUAGAAUCCAAAUUAUUGGAGAUAUAUUUGAAGACGGCUCUGGUGUACGAUCUAGAGGGAUUUGUGAUGGGGAGGGCGUUUGUGUCCGAUAUUCCAAUAACAUUUCAGCGUCGGAUGGAAAUGGGAUCCUCGAUGGACAGAUCCUUAAUAUCAAAAGGCACGUACGUAUAUGGGGCCGACUUGUCCAUCGAAAUAUAGAGGCUUUUCGUGGGUGGGCUUUGAACGUGGAAGAACGCAGACUUCGUGUUGGCUUUAUCUCAACCUGGCGAGAGAGCGUGGCUGUGAGGCGCUAUCUGCAGCAGAACCCAAGUGCAGAUCGGCGUGUAUUGGUGCGUGGCGUUGCACAAGGCCUUUUUUAUUUGCACUCGGAGGGGGUCGUACAUGCAAAUAUUCACCCAGACAACGUUAUGAUUGGGAAUCAAGGGGAUCCAUAUUUGCGUGGCUUCGACUUCUCGUAUGAUCAUCGGUUCGAGGUGCCUCCAUACGGUUAUUAUGAUGGCCUACAUCAUAAUGGUUUACAACGAUUCAUGCCUCCAGAGUUGCUGGAUGGUUCGAUACGAGUACCCACGCAAACGAGCGAUGUCUGGGCAUUUGGAUGCGUUUCUGAUACUCACUAGCCAACCUCCCUAUGCUGGGCUGAGUGAUUCGCAAAUAAUUGCGGUGGCGAGCUCUGUCACACCCUACAAAUGGGACAGCGCAGACUCGUUUGAAACUCUAUCUAUCGCUGCACCAACUGCUUCUAGUGGCGUUCCUCCAUUCA